UUAUUGUGAUCUUCUAAAACGUACUGGAAAGGGUUGUCCACUACAGAGUAGAUCCUUGUAAUUAAGGACCACCUAUAAAAACAAGAACUUGAGAUUUCAAGACAGGAGUUCUUCAAGAUGGAUGCUCACGGUGGGCACUACCUCAACAAAGAAGCCGUACUGUCACCUUUAGGCGCAGCCCGAAUGUGCCAGCUGCUCUUCGGGUCCGCCCUCAUCGCCCUAGUGUCCCACAAUGCGGGCUACGCCGCCGACUACGGGUACUUUUGCAUGUUUGUGUGGUGUUUCUGCUUCGCCGUCACACUCGUGGUGUUCAGCCUUGACAUUACCAGGCUACACAUCUGCAUGCCCAUCUCAUGGGACAACUUGACAGUGGCUUUCGCCAUGCUGGCGACGCUCAUGUACAUCACCGCCUCCGUGGUGUACCCCGUCUACUUCCUGGAACUAGACUGCCCCGACGAGGGCUGCGAGGAGCAGGCCUACCGCAUCGCCGUGACCGUCAUCUCCAGCGUUUGCAUCUUCCCCUACGCUGCCGAAGUCUUCAUCACUCGCGCCAAACCCGGCGCAGUGGUGGGUUACAUGGCCACCCUGUCCGGGUUACUCAAGGUGGUCCAGGGUUUCGUGACCUGCAUUAUUUUCGGAGCGCUGGAGAAUUACAGCGAGUAUAACAACUUCAUAGCCACCGAGUACUGCGUGGUGGUGUACAGCCUGUGCUUCUCCAUCACCGUGCUGAUCAUCUUACUGACUAUAUCCGGGAGGACGGCGUCCUUGCGGUUCCCCUUCGAUCGAUUCGUGGUCAUCUACACCUUCAUGGCUGUCAUCCUCUACCUUAGCACGGCGCUGGUGUGGCCCAUCUUCAGUUUUGACAAGAAGUAUAGCUCGAGCACUCGCCCGGAUCCUUGCCCACGGGGAGAAUGCCCUUGGGACAGCAAGAUGGUGGUGGCCGUCUUUACCAACGUCAAUCUGAUUCUUUAUUUUGUGGACCUGGUCUACUCGCAGAGGAUUCGCUUUGUCACCAAUGCCGCUGUCUGAAUGUCUUUUGUUUGAGGGAUUCUUUCAACAGCAGGAUUAAGCAGGACGUGAACCUAAUGAACUUCAGACAGAAUUCCAAGGGGCUUCAAAGUGUAGAAGACCUAUACACAGAUGUCUCUGAAAGAUUUUCCAGAGUGAUUAUCCAAUGGUGUAAGGCAGUGGUCUGGGACCUAUGUCUCGCAAGACAUCUCUGCCUGUUUUGAUGUGUGCAUCUAGCUCUCCACCAACUCGUAAUUUUAAAUGUGGAACCGCUCGAUUAACAUGAACGAGCUGUGAUGAGCUAAUGGUGCAUUCACAAAUCUUUCAUGGACCUUCAAAUGUACGUCGCAAUAAUAUGCUUCAAUUCAGUGCUGGUUGGCGGUCCUCCAGUCGCAUAUUGCACGGAGAUGGCCGUUAGUACAGAGCUCGUCUAGUGUGCUAAGUCUCCGCUCAGCCAUUAGCAGAGCUGGCCCCUUCCAACUUAAUGCCGAGCGAACUGGAGUAUAUAAAAAAUGCGUAAAAUGAAACCACGAAAGUGAACCGUGUGGUACCCCAAGUCACAGAGGCGCGAGAUCAGUUUCACUUUCAUGACUCCUGAUACCUGUUUUGGCCACUGUUAAGCACGUGCCCCCUAGUUGGGGUUUACUCUUCCAGGAAAUAUACGCAGCGCUACAUAGGGCUGAACAAUAUUGGAAAAAACUGACAUUGCGACUUUAUGGGGAUUUGCGAUAAAUUGCGAUAUUAAAACUAGAAUUUUCACCAGAUGACUUUUAAAAAAUCGUUUUUUAAUUUUAAGAAAUAUAUUUAUGUUUUUCUGCUUCAUGCUCGUACAGCCUCUCAGUUAAUCAUUAUCAGUUGAAAAGUAAUUAUCGGACAACUCUACAUUUUACAUCUUUUAGUUUGUUUUUGUGUUCCUUCAUGUAUUUCAUUAUUCCCUACGCUGCCUCUCUGGGUAUUGCCACAAUCACCCUGGUGUGUAUGUUCAGUGUUGGACAUCAGUAUGUAAGAGCUAGCACACAGUGAUUUUUUUUUGUCUCCCACAAUGUAAAAAUCAAUCACUAUGUCGAAAAUAAGUGUGUGUAACUCACUCAACAUAUCAGUACUAAAACAAUGUGGGGUUUUUUUCCCUGAGAAAAUGGAUGUAUGUAUUACAGUUUGUAUGCAACGGUUAAACACAUAAAUCUCAAUAUAUUUACCAUAAUUUUCGCACUAUAAGGCACAUCUGACUAUAAGCCGCCACCCACCAAAUUUGACACAAAAACGACAUUUGUUCAUAGAUAAACCGCACUGGACUAUAAGCAGCAGCUGUCCUCACUGUAUUAUGGGAUAUUUGCACCAAAAGAUAUUAACUGGUAACACUUUAUUUGACAGUGGCAUCAUACGACUGUCAUAAGACCAAAUGAACCACCAUGCAGCCAAUUGGUUCAAAGCUUGAUUGCUUCAAGAAGCUUCAUUUGGCCAUCACUGCGCCCUUGGGGUAGACAGUCAACCUCUGCUGCCAACACUGUUGUCAUCCAACAUGCCUCCUAGCAUGCGUUGCAGCACUACAGAUGUAAAUAACAAUCAAAAUUCCUGUUAUGUGCUAAUUAUUUCUUCAGUUACUAUUCCAGUUGUUUCAUUAAUUGCUACUUAUGGUAUUUGGUAAUACUUUAUUUGACAGUGGCGCCAUAAGACUGUUAUUAGACAAUCAUAAUUACGACAUGACACUGUCAUGAGCAAUCAUGAAUGCUUAUGACAGAUGUCACUUAGUGUUAUCCGGCAAAAUAGCUCACUUUUGAAUGGAUGUAAAAGACCCGAGCUAGACAUAAACAAAGUUAGUGACAUAAUUUGCCGGAUGACACCUAAUGACAUCUGUCAUAAGCAUUCAGUAAUGCCCAUGAUGGUGUCAUGCCACA
This is a messenger RNA of Corythoichthys intestinalis (scribbled pipefish), 2903 nucleotides long. RefSeq names its product myeloid-associated differentiation marker-like protein 2. Gene Ontology annotation, cellular component: membrane. The transcript has a single exon. Bases 118 to 1029 code for a protein of 303 amino acids. NCBI's taxonomy places the organism in Eukaryota, Metazoa, Chordata, Actinopteri, Syngnathiformes, Syngnathidae. The record is from RefSeq and is a predicted model, not a curated record.